This is a messenger RNA of Aspergillus ochraceoroseus IBT 24754, 1116 nucleotides long. RefSeq names its product 60S ribosomal protein eL19. The annotation marks the transcript as partial. Gene Ontology annotation, cellular component: cytosolic large ribosomal subunit; ribosome. Lineage: Eukaryota; Fungi; Ascomycota; Eurotiomycetes; Eurotiales; Aspergillaceae. Gene Ontology annotation, biological process: translation. The record is from RefSeq and is a predicted model, not a curated record. Gene Ontology annotation, molecular function: RNA binding; structural constituent of ribosome. The transcript has 3 exons.
CGAACAUCAUCCGCCAACGACCGUCGAUACGCCGACAUCAAGAUGUGAGUCCAUCUCCCGGAGUUGAUAUUAUCGUUAUGUGGAGGAAAUACUGUUCCUGGAUGGCCUUUUUGCCCAGUGUUUCGCCCUCUCGACACUGUUCCAGCUGGGCUUGUGUUUUCCUCCACCUUUGUCUUCGCUCCUCGCACGGAUUUCUUUGAGAGAUGAGAGAAACCUCAAGCUGACCGCAGUCGUUUUCUCACUCAACAGGGUCAACCUUCGCACCCAGAAGCGCCUGGCCGCCUCCGUGGUGGGCUGCGGCAAGCGCAAGAUUUGGCUCGACCCCAAUGAGAUGACCGAAAUCUCCAACGCCAACUCCCGUCAGUCCAUCCGCAAGCUCGUCAGCGAUGGCCUCAUCAUCCGCAAGCCCGUCACCAUGCACUCCCGUUCUCGUGCCCGUGAGCUCGCUGCCGCCCGCCGAAUUGGCAGACACAGGGGUCUGGGUAAGCGUAAGGGUACCAAGGAGGCUCGUAUGCCCAGCUCUCUCCUGUGGAUGCGCCGCAUGCGUAUUCUCCGUCGUCUCCUCGUCAGAUACCGUGCCGCUGGCAAGAUCGACAAGCACCUUUACCACGAGCUUUACCACCUGAGCAAGGGUAACACAUUCAAGCACAAGCGUGCCCUGAUCGAGCACAUCCAAAAGGCCAAGGCUGAGAGACACCGUGAGCGUGUCCUCAAGGAGGAGAUGGAUGCUAAGCGUGCCAAGAACAAGGCUCUCCGUGAGAGACGACAGGAGCGCAUCGAGGCCAAGCGUAACGCUCUGGUCGAGGAGGCUCAGGAGUAAAUGCUUUGAUUUAUUUUCCUUCGUUGACGAAUUUUGGCGGUGCGGAGGUUUGAACUGGGGGAAUCGAUCAGCCAAGCGAUAUCAUUUCAGGUCGACCAAUCCACUUUUUUCCACAUUCCAGGUCUGGCUCGGUGCGAUUGAUUCAUCCGGGAAACCCUGGGACUGGGUUCGGGAACAGGGGAAUCGUCUCUUUUCUUUACUUCUCUCUUUCUCAGGCGAAUGUGGAUCGGAGUGGGAGAGAAGGUAAUGACAAGGAGGCAAAAAAAAGGAAUGAAAAAAUAUGAACAAAUAUUUUA